CGUUUUUUUUUUUUUUAUUCUUUCCCCCUCCGGUCGUUCGUGGAGCUCAACGUCCCGCAGCGAGCGUCAGCUGGACCGCAGCGAACCUCGUCGGUGCUCGGCCAGCGCUCGGAGCUCAGGCAUGUCCUCCGUCUCGGCUGCUGUCUGGGCCGACCAUCGCUUCACUACUUGAAGAGAGAGGGGGGUGAAAUCAAAGUUGGUGCAAUGGAGACUUGUGGGAGCGAUGCGGCGGUCACAUACUUGGGGAAAGCUGAGGACAGAGACGGAUAUUAUGAUCUGGAGCAUCUGCCUCCUCUGCUGGAGGAUGAGGAGAACGUGUCUCUGGCAGACAUCCUCUCUCUGCGGGACAGCUGUCUGUCUGAGGAGGAGGUGUGGGCGGUGUGUGCAGAGUGCGUUCUGGCCCUGCAGAGCAUCAGACCCUCCCACCUCUUCCACACCCUGUGCAUAACACCAGACACUCUGGCCUUCAACGCCCAUGGGAAUGUCUGCUUCAUGGAGCUGCUCAGCGACGAUCCAGAAGGCUCCUUUGUGCCUCCCGAGUUUGACAACACAGGCAGCACGUUUGAGGGCCAUGUUUAUUCUCUGGGCUCUACGCUUUCUGCCACACUGAACUUUGUCAUCGAGCCAGAGCUGGAGGCAGAUAUAGGAGAAGAAAUCCAGAAGCUGUUGGAGCAGAUGCAGGAGGAGAAGCCCGAGGACAGGCCGCUCCUACAGGAUAUCCUGUCUCUGGCUGAAGCCCGGCUGUGUCAUACCUCCUCUACAGCUGUGUGCCGGAAACUGUCUUCAAUUGGACGACGUGUGCUCUCUAUUGAAUCGGUUUCAAACUUUCAAGAUGGACAGGAAGGCUCCUGGGAAGCGAGAUGGCAGCAUUCCAAACCCAGAUGUCUUCUUAAAAGACUGAGCUCAGACGAUAACACCAAAGACCUGCCUGAUAGCUCUGUUAAGGCAAACGGUCUCUCCAGGCAGCAGCUGUGCGGGGGCUGGGAUUCCUCUCUCUGGGCCGAGGACAUGGAGGGCUGUGAAGCAGACGGCAUGAUCUUGACAGAUGAGAUGGACUGUCGGUCUCACAACAGCUCCCCGGUGAGGAGGCGAGCCCAGCAGAGGCUGAGCAGGGUGAGGGGGGCCCUCAACCGCUCCUGCUCGGUCCCGGACUCCAACAAUCCCCCCUGCCUUUCCCCUCCGACACACGGAGACAUCAGCGUACCCGUUGCAGAUCUCACUGAGAUCGGAGCAGACGAACACUUGAGCUGCACGUCCGUGUGGAGCAACAGACUUCAAAGACUGAACCGGGGAAGGUCCUGCGAGUCUUACCCACACUGUAGCGCUGAGGACUGUGGGGACAUGUCCCCGAGAAAUGAGGAUGCUGCAGAGACAUUACGCAUCGAAGAAAGUGAUUUUCAAGAGAGCCGUGAAAGUCUAUCUGAGGACUGCAUCCAGGACUUAGCAUCGCCCUACGCUUCCUGUCAGGAGCUGGAAUUGGAGCAGGACUCUACUGAGGAGCAGAGCUCAUUGAACCACAGCCUCUACAUUCCAAAUAACCACAUGACCAAAAGCAUGCUGUGCCUGAAUGAAGAAUCUCAGGAUGAGUGGAUCUCUCUCAGAGAGCUACUUGCUCGUUGUGGACGGCGGCUGACAGUUAACGAACUGUGGGCUCUGUGCUACACCUGCCUGUCCUCGCUGCAGACCUACAUCGACUUUCCAGCCUACUUAUGCUUGGAUACGGUGUAUGUGGGCUGCGAGGGAGAGGUGCUUUUCCUGAAACCUAAAAAUAUAGGACCCCGAGAUGAAUUUUAUCUCGCUCCUGAAUAUCAAGAACAUGGAAUAGUGACUGAGAAGGUUUGUGUGUAUGGGGUUGCUGCUAUUCUCUGGGCCACAGCCAAGUUCAGUUUAUCGCCUAAUCAGAAGCUGGCGAUGCCUCGCAAACUGAAGAGGCUGCUGCUGGAGAUGGCUAAGAGGACGCCCAUGGAGAGACCUACCAUUGUUAUGGCUAAAAAAUGCUGUCGUGACUACUUAUCACGUCAGGGGACGAAUGCUGAGUCCGUGUGGAGCAGCCUCAUUAACAGAGUUCACCCGCCAGCAUCAAAACCCGAUGAUGCAGAAGAUUUGAAUGCAACGGAAACUCCUCAACUCUCAUGUGAAGAGUCUGCACAAAACAACAGUGGAUUUGUGCCCAUGGCCACUGAGAGCCGACUGGCUCCUGUGCCGGGCCCUGUUCCCCACAGCUAUCCAGUCAGUAAGACUCUCCACCUCCCAGAAGCCUUCACUUCCACUGCCACACACUUCAGCCCCAUCAUCCUGACCAAUGAAGGGGACUUACAGGAGGAGAGCCAAGAUCUUGGAACUGCCACUGAAGGGCUUGUGGAUGGAUUACCAAAAAGCAGCGACCACAUCGUGAAGACUUGCCUCGAUUUCACUCCGCCCUCCGAGUACCCAACACACACUGAACCCGAUCUACAUCCACAAGAGUUAACUCACUGUCAGGCAGUCGUAACUACGUCUUCUACAAUAUCCAGCAGCAAGAUCCUGGUGGCCUCUCCCUCUGCUCUCCCUGAUAUUUCCCGCCUUGAAGUCUCUCUUCCUCUGCCAUUAUCCACUAACUUCAACGGUUGUGGUGUUUUCAACAAUUACCUCUUUCGACAGGAUCCCACAACAGGACAUCUUUCUUUAGUGCCUGUGCAGGUCAGGGCUCCCGAGUCUCUCCUCGGGUUGGAUAUAAAUCUCUCUCUGGUCCCACAGCCUUUGCAGGAACUGAUCACGGUUCCAGAGAGCACUGAUGGUCCAUUUAUUGACUCUCCGAAUGUGCCUGUAAGGCCUGGACCCCGGGAAUGUGGCCUCCCGUCAUCUUAUUUCAGUGGUAGCUCAAUCAUGUCUGACAGCCCCCUGGAGAACGCUGAGCCCACAGGGUACAAUGGACACACAAAUCCAAGAGCACAAGAUGAGAGUCUGUCUCAUUCAGAGUCCAUCUCCCCGAAAGUCCACCCUGCCCUACAGGAGGUGAUUGACCUGCUCAAAGGAGAGUUUUCCCUUGAUGGGUAUUUGGACAAUGGGCAUGAGGACAUCGCCAUGGGGGAGUACAUCUUCUCUUUGAAGGCCCUCCAGUACCACGUGUUCGCCAGCGUGGUGAAGGAGAGGUUCAGUGACCUGUACUGGGAGGACGACUUGCUGGCUGUGUUGCACUGUCUGGUCAACUACAGCCCAUCCACACUCGGCUCUAAUGAGCAGCCUCCAUCAAAGGAUGUGAAAAGGGCAGCCCUCACCCCACCCCUGUUAGCCGCUGUCUGUAGAGGGAGGAGAGAAGUUGGCCUGCACAGCUGUCUUGAUUUGAAUGGAAACAUUCACACGUCCAGUCCUGUUGUGGUGGAUUCCUGGGAAGGAACCGAGGGACGUCCCUGUCACGGAGAAGAUGACGCUGCACUUGAAGAUGCUGAAUUAAGAUCAGAGCACAGGCAGCCCCAUAUCGGUCAAGGUGUGAACGCUGACAGUUCAGACUCAGGGGUCAUGGAGGGAGGAGAGCACUCAGCGGGGGGCAGCGAUGAAAGCCCCUCUGAAGCCGAGUUUCUAUCGGGAAGAGAGGACGCGCUGAUGGGAGCCCACGACGAGCAGAUGAGCCCAGACUUCUCGGAGGACAUGGAGGACAGCGACUCUCUGGCGUCAGAGCGGCUUCUCUCCCCCGGCUCCAGAGCCGAGGGUCCGGGGCUCAGCUUCAGCUCGGACUGGGCCUCAGCCUUCUACGGGGAGGAUUGUUUCGGUCCAGAGGUGACCCAGUAUGCAGUAAAUCUGGGACAGCACACAGGAUCACCAUGUCUGAAUGUGAAGGCACAGGAACUGCAGCAGCAGCUGAUAAUUGAAACAAGGAAUCUAAAGAAAACAAGAAAUUUCUACCAAAAGCUGAUUCAGCAGGAGAGAAAAAACAAAGGCUCUGAGAGCAAAGUGAUGCUCUCCAAACUCAAGUUGCAUCUUGAAGAACUGAAAUCCAAGGUCGUCUUCUUGGAUUGUGUGAAGAAAUACCUUGAGAUCCUGAGUGUGGACCAGUGGGGUUUGGAGGUUUCAUUACUGCCCUCCUUGGCUGUCUGUGAACCUGACUCUCUGGACCUUCAGUCCUCUGAGGACCCCUCUGUUCUUAGCUUUGGCACCAGUAAAGGGAAGACCACUUUGCAGGCUGGGUCUCCUUUGGGCCUCAUGGCUUACCUCUACGCCAGAAAUGCUGCUGUUGAGGGCUACAUCCAGCAGUUCUUGUACACUUAUCGUUUCUUCUGCACUCCUGAGCAGCUACUGCAAUUCAUAAUGGAUAAAUUCAUCUGUGCUGCAAGGGAAGGUCCAGAUAUGUCAGGAGACAGUGAAAGGAUCUUCCAUCGCAGUUUGGAUCUGCUCCAGUUCUGGAUAACAGACUGUAAACCAGUAGACUUCACACCAAAGUCCAGCCUUUUCACCACGUUAGAAAACUUCCUCAACACUGAGGUGAUUCCCGUUGACAACCGAGGUGAGGCUCUUCUCGCUGGUCUGCACGGCAUUCCCAGUAUGACAGCUGCCAGUCAGCUGAGAGGAAGCCUGCUCAGCCUGGAUGAAGACGAUGACGCUGUGUGUUUGCAUUCGUCCACUGAGGAUCUCGGCAGAAAGUGGAGGAUCUCUCGUGUGGUGGAGACCUCUCCAUCCAUGUCUAAAGACAAGGCCUUCUCCAUCGCGGCCGCCUUGCCCAUGCCUUGCUACGGCUCCCUGAUGGAUGACGUCUCUAACGUUUGCCUGCACGGUGAAGAGCGACUCCCCUUCAGCCAGAAUGAAUACAGCGCACAGCACAUCGCCCAGCAGCUCACCCUCCUGCAGCAGGAAAUAUUCCAAGGAUGUCAUCCAGUUCAUUUCCUCAACUCCAGAAUACAAGGAGUCAGGGACAAAGUCUUGACCCCGAACAAGAACGUGUCGGCGCACAUCCCACCAGCAGAGAGCAGCAGUGUGCUUGUACACGAGAGGGCGCCGUCAGACACCUACCUGCAGCAGCUGCUCGCACAUGCUGACAGCGUCGCUAACUGGAUCUCUGCUGAAAUAGUCAUUUGCGACUCUGUCAAGACACAAGUUGCUUUGCUGACGAAGUAUCUGUGGAUAGGAAAAUACUGCUACGAAUCAAGGAACUUCGCCACCGCCAUGCAGGUCCUCGGGGGUCUGGAGAACGUGAUUGUCAGGCAAUUACCGGCUUGGAAACAUCUGGCUUCGAAGGUGUGUGAGAUCCUGGAGGAGCUACGAGCCGUGCAGGUUUUUCUCAAGAGUGACGACUUGUGUCUCAUGGGGGGAGAGCACACGAAGAAGAGGCCCACCCUGCCGUCGGCGCGCAUCCUGGCCAUGCACGUGCAGCAGCUGGAGAUCGGAGCCUUCACGCUCACUACUGGAGCUUACAAGUGGACCAAACUCAGGAGCAUAGCGAAGGUUGUGAGUCAGGUCCAUGCCUUCCAGGAGGCUGUCUACCCCUACACCCCAGACCGGGAGCUGCAGGCGUACCUUCGUCGCCGAAUCGCCCGGUUUGCCGCCGCUGACAUCCAUCGCUUGGCCGGCGACAACGAUGCCAACUUCCAGCAGUCGAGCGAGCGUCAAACGCGGAGGAUCCAGGACACGCUGAGGAGGGUUAAGGCCACCUUCCAGUGAGACCGGCCUCAGUCACACUUCUGAGCCCAGAGUCAGACACCAGCACCAGGUCAACAUCCCAUGUCAAAGCCCAGACUGUGGCUCCGUGCCCAGACCACAGCCUGCAGACGCUUCUGUUGUCCUGGCAGCAGAGCCUAGAGGACUAGAAAACUUUUUCUAACGUUAUAUGUUCACUAUUUGUCUAACACUCCCUAACAUAAGUCAGUAAUAUUAGUUUAGACUCCCAGACGAACUGCACUCUUAACUUACACCCAUUACAAACUAGUUUUGCUAUUGAUCCCACGUCUGAUUAAUUAUGAAAUUAGCAUUUUUCCUGCAUAAAGACAAAAGUAAAGGGGGAUGUCUGUAAUUUACAAUGAUUCUAUCUCCACUUAAACUGACAUUUUUUUGUCAUUUGUGAAGUGAACCUGCAAUUUUCCUGCUAAGGCGUCCAUAUAAUCACAUCUGGACUGUAGCCUGCAUGUCCAACAUCAGCACCAGAUUACCGACAUGGAAGGUAGGUGGACAACUGCACCAGGUUCUGAGACUCCAGUCGCGCCCUAAAAGCCCAAAGUUCAAAAUGUUGCAACGUUUUAAUACGUCAAAUCAAACGUUUGUAUUGGGUUGGCACCUCUAAAGCACAACAUCAUCUAAUAUGUUAUGGGUCUUAAGGGGAAUCCUACUUUUUUUUUAGCCACGCUAGGAUUGGAAAUGACAAUUUGUCAGUGAGUCUACCACUUUGGUCCAGACUGAAAUUUCCUCAGAACCACUGAAUUUAUUGCCAAAGCAAUUUUGUGUAAAAUAUUCAUGUUUCCUAAAUGGUGACUUUGGUAAUCCUGUGAUGUUUCCUCUGUUGUGUAUUGUCUUAAGUUAAAUAUCUCAACAGCUAUUAAAUGGGUUGCCAUU
Molecule: messenger RNA, 6516 nt
Organism: Stegastes partitus (bicolor damselfish)
Lineage: Eukaryota; Metazoa; Chordata; Actinopteri; Pomacentridae
Gene: kndc1
Product: kinase non-catalytic C-lobe domain containing 1
Exons: 31
Coding region: 205-5631 (1808 amino acids)
Biological process (GO): regulation of dendrite morphogenesis; small GTPase-mediated signal transduction
Cellular component (GO): guanyl-nucleotide exchange factor complex; neuronal cell body; dendrite
Molecular function (GO): guanyl-nucleotide exchange factor activity
Source: RefSeq, a predicted model, not a curated record